Molecule: messenger RNA, 1726 nt
Organism: Bombyx mori (domestic silkworm)
Lineage: Eukaryota; Metazoa; Arthropoda; Insecta; Lepidoptera; Bombycidae
Exons: 3
Coding region: 47-730 (227 amino acids)
Source: RefSeq, a predicted model, not a curated record
AUUGUUUUGCGCACUGUACAUCUGAGUUUCGUAUUAGUCAAACGACAUGGAUCGCAGGAAGUGCUUGAUACUAUUUUUUAUCGUGAAUAUAGUGUUCAUUGUUGGAGCAUGGAAAUCAAGUACAGAAGAUUCGAAUCUUCCGCGAGAAGCAAGAAGAGGUGUCCACUACCACUCCAAACGGCAUAUGCUUCCUAAGGAAGUAGACCGAAAAAGAAGAAUUAGCACAUCAAAACCGGGACGAGAGCUCAGGAAAAAGCCUGCAGGUCAUUUGAAACCCUUAGAAGACGAUGACAUGGAAAACGAUGAAGUUGUAUCAGUAGCCAUUGGUCCACCACCCAUGAGGCCAAAAUUCGAAAAGCCUCAUAAACGUCCUCCACCAAUAAAACCAAAGCCUAAAAUCAACAAUACUACAGCCAUAAACUUUGCAAAAGACAUUUUACACCAAUUAGGUACUGAGUUCAUAUUUCACCAAGUUAAUGAAGAUUUCGUGUUUGGCCAAUUUAUUGGGAAUUCAAUUAGAAAUUUGACGAGUGAGUUGAAGAUUAAAAUGCAACAUGACAUACUGGAGUUGAUAAUGAAAUAUCAGAGGUUGAAUCGUGGCGAUGUUCCAGUGAAGCCUGAAGAAAAAUACACUACACAUGGUUUGAAAGAUAUCAAAGUGGAAAAGAAAAGUAAUGAUACAGAAGAAUCUUGGCCAGAUUUUACUAAUUUGGCCAAAAUUGUUGGUUGAAACCUUUUAAGGUGCACUUCAAAAAAUUAAAGACUUUUUUAUUUAUUUAUAAAUCUACACUGUCUUCGUGAAUAUCCUGUAAAAUGAGAUCUUUUUGGGGAUUUAGUCUCUAAAGCCCUGUAUUGAAAUAUUUCCACUAAUAUGGUAUGGAGAACAUAUUACAAUCGUCAAGUGUUAUCAAAAAAUUAACUAUUGAAACAGAUUUUGUUUCUUCUCACCUUCAUCAUCAUCAACCCAUAGACAUAGCUGGACAUAGUCUCCAUGAUGACCAUUUCGGAUAAACUAUACUAAAAUCAAAAUGACACUAAAACUGACCAUGUGUGUCGGAUACUUUAGAUGCGUCGUAGUAUCUAAAUUAAAAUCUUCUUUUUCUCCACCUUGUCCCACUAGUUGUGGUCUGCACAGCUAAUUUUUCUCUUCCAUUCUCUUCUAUCAGCCGUCAUCUCAACACUCACUCCUCUCUCUCUCAUAUCGUCAUUCACACACUCCAUUCAUGUCUUCUUCGGUCGACCUCUUCCCCCUCUACCUUGCACUACCAUUUCCAUACAUCUCCUAGUCAGAUGCAUCUUCUCUCUACGCAUCCCAUGUCCAUACCACGAUAACCGUCCGCUCUUUAAUUUGUUGUCAAAACUAAAACAGUAACAAAAAAUAUAUCUUUGUAAAAAUACACAACACGACAAAUCCCCCUAUACGCAGAUCCUUAUCAUAAAUCAAGUCAGGAAUAUUUUAACGCCAUAAGUUUCAACCACGUUGCUUCAGCGAAUCGUUGUUAUAAUCCAUAAUCUGAUUAAUGGUUUUAAUCGGAUUAUUUCGGGGCUUUGAAAGCCUCCGAGUUACGGUCUCGUAAAAGCUUGUCCGAGACUACGUGAUUUAAAAUUUUAUGUGUAGUUGCAUGUAGUGUAGCGUAUUUAAUGUGUUUAUUUAUGAAAAAAUAUUUAAAUAAUUGAACGCACUCUACAAUAAUCAGUAGAAAAAAAUAAAUUAUUUGUGAUAAAA